Messenger RNA from Ostreococcus lucimarinus CCE9901, 3222 nucleotides. RefSeq lists its product with no specific name. The record is from RefSeq and is a predicted model, not a curated record. The transcript has a single exon. Gene Ontology annotation, biological process: chromatin remodeling. Lineage: Eukaryota; Viridiplantae; Chlorophyta; Mamiellophyceae; Mamiellales; Bathycoccaceae. The coding region runs from base 1 to 3222 and encodes 1073 amino acids. Gene Ontology annotation, cellular component: cytoplasm.
AUGGGAUUGAGAAUAUUCAGUGGGAUUGUCGGUGUCUUGUCGUUACCGCGACGAGGCGAGUACGAGACGGUAUGCAUGGAAGUCUUGGAGGCGACGCGCGCGUUUUGCGCGGCGGCGUCCACAGAGGUGCAAGCAGCAUUUCGAGGCGCCUCCGAGAUCGCACCUAUGCUCGGGUUCACGAUUUCUACGCUCCUUGCGAUUUCGCACGAAGAAACAAGCGCGGGGUCGCAAGGGAGUAAGCUUCUGCGCUCGAGUGCGUUGAACACGCUCGAUUGCUUGAUUCGAUUUGUCGCCGACGCCGAUGCUCUCGCGUUUUUCCUUCCGGGCACGGUGUCUGGGUUGACCAAGGCGUUAGUCGCGGCGAGUGGUGUUCGCCCAAACGUUGGCGCUGGGCCGGGAGGAACUGGCGCAGAUGGCGUCGAGUUUGCCCUGAGUUCGAUGGCGUCCAUUCUGUCGUGCGUUCUGAACGACUCGUUGUACGAAUCAGAGCUCGGCGAUUCCGCAGAGGGCGAAGGUGCAAAUGCGUUGCAAAGCGCACUGGGUUCUCUCGUCGCUCGAUCGAUAGACGAUCAGCUGGAAUCGAACGCAAAAAAUAUGUCGAGGGAUAUGAACGACGAAAACGCGUCCGUAUCCCCUGCGAACGCUGGUAAAGAUCUCAAGGUGGUUCGAGAUAAAGAAUGGCUCUCUCUCGCGAGCUCUCGCGUUGAAGCGGCGCUCUUAGCGACAAUUCCACCCUUAGCGAGUCAUCAGCGCGCGACCGUGAGACUUGCGACUGGAAAAAUGGCGAGUAGCGUCUUAAAACAUUGUGCAAAAGUUCUGGGCGCGAAGACGAGGCGUAGAAUGAUGGAGUGCUUACUCACGCUCGCGGGAGAUAGUUGGGCACAAGUCUCGACGCCCAUAUUGGAAGAUUUGAGAUCUCUUGACAACCUCGGCUACGUCGUCCGAGCAGACUUGGAGGCAAUCAUAAAAGACGAUUUGUCCAACAUAGCAGACACGCUGCGUGAUUCUUCCGAUAAGGCUGUCGGGCAUCUUCAGCGCUUGCUCAUCGCUCUGGAAUUCGCCGGCGCUCGGCGCUUGAAAGAAACGCUAUUCGCCCGUCCGAGCUCGAGAGAACAUUUGUGCUCUACCAUUGCGGAGUGUCUGCUCAUCGAAACAUUUUCUUCUCAACGACGAGAUGGCAGCGCGCAGAUGAUAAGUUUAAUUGAUUUGACCGAAGCCAGCGUGUCGACGGCGCAAGGGUUGCCACGGGCGCCUCCUAGGUUGCAGUACUUCCCCGACGCAUCCAUGUACAAAAGUUUUGCAAAAAUGCUAAGAUUACUCGGUCGAGCGGCAUCAAUCACAAACGAAUCUUCACUGGAAACGUAUUUUGUGCCAAUGGCGCAAUACUUUCUCGGCACAUUGAGAAAUGAUGCAGAGCUCGACGCAUUGGGCACCGCGGGUGCAUGGCAAAGAAACGCGGCAGCCCACCUGAUAGCGCUCAAUGAAAUGCUUUUUGGCGCCAUCACUGAAUCAGCAGUCGAAAGAGAAUAUCUUGUUCGCGUCUCCAGUUUGAUCGUCGAAGAGUACGUAUGCAGCGAGGUGUGGAAUCUUGACGCUGCGGAACCGGACAACGCUCUUUUACUACGCGUGUUGAUGGAAGGCAUGGGGAUCAUCGGAGAAGGACUCGGCAAAGAUCACAUACGAACAAGUGCAUUUUUGACAAACGUACUUUGUCCAUUACUCGAUAAGCUCGGUGAAGAAUCGCUUGAGGUGCGAGACACCGCAGCGCUUGUUUUGCUCAAGUUGGCUCAAAGCGGAGAAUACAAUUCAACCGAUGAUUCACCAAUAGCGAGUCUUGUCGUUGCGAACGCAGACUACGUUGUGGAUAUGCUUUCUCGACAAAUGCGGCAUUUAGAUAAGCACUCACGCGCUCCUCGACUCUUUGCGGCUAUUCUGAGGAGGACUGAUGCGGCAAAGAGCAUGGUGAAGCUUCUCGCAGAGCCGAUUCGAUUGGCGUUGCGCACAUUUUUGAUCGUCAAUAGAGAAAAAAAUGCGGAGCACUCCGAAGAUUUUCUGCUCGUAAUGAAUGAAUAUUGUUCAGCAGUGUUGCUCGAGGUGCGAGAGAUAGAGACACACUCGCGAGGUGUUGUGGCUAGCAUACAAAAGUAUCACCCGGAGGAGCCAGACAGCGAAGACGAGAACGAGCUGACGGAGGUCUUUGUCGAAGAAAUGCGUUCGGUGCUUUCGCAGGACAUUGAAACCACCCGGGCUCAGUCCUUGGAGCGCGUUCGUCGCCUUCAGGCCAUGGUCGGUUGUGCGAUAGACUUGCUGAGAUCGGUCAGCGCGCUGCUGGAGUCGCCUUACGCCGGCGUUCGAAGUUUAUCUGCAACGGCUUGCUCGUUCGCUCUUGAGAGCCUUUCAGCAGCAGAAUCUGCAUUGACGCAUGAUAAAUACGUCUUAAAAGUACUCAAAGCUUACGGAGGCAGGAAUUCCACGCCUUUUGAUGUGGCUUCCCUCUACAAAGAUGCCCGUGUACUGCCACACAUCCAUAACAUCUGGCCUCAUGCGGUAUCAUCGCUCAGCGACCGAUUUCAAAUUUCGAUUCAAGCUGAAGCGUACGAAGCGAGUUUGUCGUUACUUCGAACCAUGGCUUCGACAAGUGGUGGCGAUUUCAUCGCCAAACGCAUGAACUCGGAUCUAUGGCCUAUACUGUCGCGCGUUUUGCAACAAGGUGUUUGUCACGUUGACAAACGACACCGAUCGCUCGAACUUCUUACGCUGGCAGAUACCGUCGAUGCAAGCUUCAUCGCUGAGUCGGAGAUUUCAUCAGAGCUUACGAGACGCAUCCGUAUCAAAAUAUGCGAUACUUUAGAAUCCAUCGCAUCGUGCGAAAAAUCAAAGCAAGCGCUACACGAUUUGCUCGGGGCGGCAGUGCCCGUCGUGGCCAAGCUUGCCAUGGAGGACGACGAGGCUUUGCGACUCGUCGCAGCGAACGCAACGCGUGCUUUCGCAAAAGUCAACGGUGAUGAAGUUUGGCUAUACUCGAUGGCAACCGCGGCUCGUGGCUGUCUUUUGGUUGACAUUCCCACUCCAGUCUGGAGUGUCGCGCCCGAGGCUGGAUCGCAGCGAGUCAGUCUUCCCCCUGUUUCUGCCAUCGUGCCUGAGUGUUGCUUUGAUGGUGACAGGAAGGAAAGUAGGGAAGCGACUUUCGCGGCAAACAUUCUCAAAUCAUUAGUCUUAUAG